Molecule: messenger RNA, 1122 nt
Organism: Miscanthus lutarioriparius
Lineage: Eukaryota; Viridiplantae; Streptophyta; Magnoliopsida; Poales; Poaceae
Source: the annotation of a GenBank genome assembly
AUGGAGUUGCAUGUGACCACAGUGACCAAGCCUAUUUCUUUUGUAGUGCAGUUGCAAAAUGUAAGGUGGAAUAGUUGGAAUCACUUCGCCUGCAACAUAAACGAACAGACAAUUCGACAAAUCGCUGAUGCGAUGGUAGAUACCGGCCUUGCAAAGCUUGGUUAUGAGUAUAUCAACAUAGAUGAUUGUUGGGCAGCCUAUAACAGGGACUCCCAGGGUAAUCUAGAACCAAAGCCAUCAACAUUCCCCUCUGGAAUGAAGGCCCUCUCGGACUAUGUGCAUGGAAAAGGGCUCAAGCUUGGAAUCUAUAGUGAUGCAGGUUCGCGAACUUGCAGCCAACAGAUGCCGGGCUCACUUGGACAUGAAGAGCAAGAUGCAAAAACUUUCGCAUCUUGGGGAAUUGAUUACUUGAAGUAUGACAACUGCAACUACCAGGGAUUAAGCCCACAAUCAAGAUAUAUCACCAUGAGCAGGGCGCUUCUGAAUUCUGGGAGGAAUAUUUUCUUCUCCAUCUGUGAAUGGGGUGUAGGUAACCCAGCAACAUGGGCAAGCGGUUUAGGAAACAGUUGGAGAACAGCCGGUGACAUCAAGGACAAUUGGGGAAGCAUGACAAGCAACGCCGACAGUAAUGACUAUUGGGCAAAAUAUGCUGGGCCUGGUGGAUGGAAUGACCCAGACAUGCUGGAAGUCGGGAACGGGGGAAUGACAACGGAGGAAUACCGCUCCCAUUUCAGCAUAUGGGCUCUAGCCAAAGCACCUCUCUUGACUGGCUGCGACAUCGGCUCUAUGAGCAAGGAUACCAAGGAUAUCCUCAGCAAUCAAAAUGUCAUUGCAGUCAAUCAAGAUGAGCUUGGGGUGCAAGGGCACAAAGUGCAAAAAAAUGGAGACCAAGAAGUCUGGGCUGGUCCAUUAAGUGGAGGGAGAGUUGCAGUUGUUCUAUGGAAUAGAGGGCCUACUCAAGCAUCCAUCACUGCCAGCUGGAGCAGCAUUGGUCUUAGCACUUCCGCUGCCGUCAACGCUCAUGAUCUGUGGACAGGUGAGGUUACAUCAUCUGUGCAAGGAGAGCUGAAGGCGACAGUGGAAACCCAUGCUUGCGAGAUGUAUGUGUUGACCCCCAAAUAG